Messenger RNA from Tigriopus californicus, 3071 nucleotides. Its product is annotated as RNA cytosine C(5)-methyltransferase NSUN2-like. Lineage: Eukaryota; Metazoa; Arthropoda; Copepoda; Harpacticoida; Harpacticidae. The record is from RefSeq and is a predicted model, not a curated record. Gene Ontology annotation, biological process: RNA methylation. Gene Ontology annotation, molecular function: methyltransferase activity. Bases 919 to 2934 code for a protein of 671 amino acids. The transcript is spliced from 3 exons.
GCUCAUUUACAAGUAUAACAAAAGACUUAUCUGGUACAUCUAUUUCAAUUGAUAUUUGCCGGAAGAGUAAUUUCUGAAUUUUUUUUCUGAAUAAUCUCUGUUGUUUCGCUCAGACUUUGAGGUUUGGUGUUAACAUGAUAACAGACUUUCCUUACAGGACAUUCCACAAGCUGGCAGCACUGAUCUUGUCCAAUGUUGACAAACAAGUCAAGAACCGAACGCUCUGCUCCGUCCUAUUUUGUUGGUGCAUGUGUGUCCCACGAGCCUAAACUAUCAUUAGGAGGAUUGCAUGAAAAGAUUGAAGAAGUGCAACCGUUGAGAAACUGAUUCCAAGAAUGGGGCUGUUCAUGUGGAGAUUACUAGUCCCGUCAAGGCACCGCGUUUCUUGGGACCUUGGCUAUCGAUUCGGAGGAUUCGUUAAUGACUUUCCAUUGAAUUCCACUUAUAGUGAAGCACUACCAGGAGGAAAGACUGAUACCAUUGCACUUGAAAUAGCAUUUUGACUCGAAGUUUGUUAGUUCCUGAAUCCUUGCAAGCUUUGGAUUCGAGAAAAGACCUUCAUUUUUGGUUUCAAACGUAACUAUCUCGAUUCAAGUCAAAUUCAGGUUUCCACUUCUAAACGCAGCCAAAUCUAUUUAUUUAAAACUUUUUACUUGCGGGCUAUUUUCAGUGAUGUUGAAAACCCAAGAUUUAUUCCAGCCACCAGGAAAUAAGCUUAGACCUGAGUAAUUUCUGAAACAACCUUUGUCUAUGGGAAUGCAAACUAUCUGUCUGCAGGGUGUUCCAUAUUCAGUGUCUCUUGCUAAAAAUUAUAUGAAUUUGAAUUCAACAAAGGAAGAUGUAGUAUUGUUUGAGGAAUAGUGCUCUACCAACAUCCUGACAAACAUUCGUGCAGGUUGGUCUAUUUAUUUAGUGACCAUGAUUCUCACUCACAGAGAAUGCCAUUCACUACCAUCGUUAAGUACCAGAUGUUUCUCCAUGAUGCCCGAGGAGGUUCGCAACCAACGUGGAGAGUAUUUCACUGUGACCAAAACCAACAAGAACUUCGAAGAGUUCUAUCAGUCUCAGAAUACGUGCCAAGAUUGGGACCAAUGCUUGGACUACAUGCGCCGAUGUCUACUUCAAUCCAUAAGGGUAAAUCGGAAUCGACCUCAGUCGGCCCGAGUCAUUCAAAAUGUGCUGCAGGAUUUCGCAAGCUCAACGGAAAAUCGCGUGGACGAGGUUCAACUUCGUCAAAUGGAAUGGGACCCAUACGUGUGGCAAUUCUCCUCGACACGGUGGGAUUUGCAUCUCCAUCCUGAAAUCAACCCAUUCCUUCAUCAUCAAUUCUCCAACGGAAAUAUCUACCGUCAGGAAUUGGUAUCCAUGAUGCCAGUGCAUUUUCUGAAUAUCCAACCGCAUCACAAAGUGCUGGAUAUUUGUGCGGCACCAGGGUCCAAAACCAAGCAAGCACUAGAGAGCCUUCAUGCCCGAAACACUUCUGCCGAGUUUAUUCCCCCGGGGUUUGUCAUUGCCAAUGAGUUCGAUCCUGGGCGUUGUCUGAAAUUGGCCUGCAAUGUGAAUUCGUAUGCAUCUCCCUGUGUGAUGUUAAUGAAUCAUGAGGGUUCUAGGUUUCCGGACAUUCCUGAUGUUGACCAGGAUGGCAAUCUGAUACCAAUGAAGUUUGACCGUAUUAUCUGUGAUGUUCCGUGCUCUGGGGAUGGUACCAUUCGUAAGAAUCAAAAUAUCUGGACUGCUUGGACGCCUGGAGCCGGCAAUCAUCGUCAUCAAAUCCAAUACCGAAUUCUGAGAAGAUCAGUCGAGCUUCUGGAGAAGGAUGGACUCAUUGCAUAUUCUUCUUGCGCCAUAAACCCAAUCGAAAAUGAGGCCGUUCUCCAACGGAUUCUCAGCGAGAGCCAAGGAGCUCUUGAAAUUUUGAAGUGUCCUCCUCAACCUGGGAUCAAUUAUCUUCAAGGCCACACCAAUUGGCGAGUUUUCGACUCCGAAAUGACUGAAUACACCAAUUGGUCGGAAGUUCCAAAGAGGUUUACCUCACAGGUUCUUCCGGAAAUGUUUCCGAGUGGACUUUUUAACGAGCAACUUCGACGAAGUAUGAGAUUUCUACCCCAUUUAAUGAAUGACGGAGGCUUUUUCGUGGCCAUUCUGAAGAAAAAGAGCAACCAUAUGCCUUGGGAACGUUCAGAAUGUCACUUUAAAAUGCCAGAAAAGUCUUUGGAAACCAAAUUCCGAGCCCUCUCUGGCAUUGCAAGAUGGGAUAAAUCACACGGAAGGCUGUUCAAGAAAAUGUGGAUUCCUCUAAAGACCUCUCUCAGUGAUCGUGAGGCAGUCGCAAAGGCCCUCGAGUUUUAUUUUCCAAGCGGGUUCCUUCAAUCGGACCAUCUUCACUCUGUGAAAAAUGACUUGACAUCUAAACUGUGGCUAGCCAAUCCUCGACUUUUAGCAAUCAAGGAAAGGUUUCAUAAAACCUCACCACAAGGCUACAACAUGUUCAAACUCGGGCUCCUAGCCUUUGUAAAGGAUAAGAAGACUCAUGUAACUUCUUGUCCCUUCAAACCAUCCAAAGGACCAGCCGGGAAUCUCUUAUUGCCUCAUAUCAAAAGAGCAGUUCGACUGUCGUCGGAGGAUUUCAAAAUAGUGCUCGAAAACCCAAAUCCUAAUGUGGAGUUUCGGAAGCAUCUUUCCGCCGAAGGAAUUGCAGCUUUGAGUGAAUUAUCGCCGCCCGGAAACUGCAAAUUGUCGGUUCAUUUCAAAGGCGAGAGUGAUAUUGUCUUGGAGUGCCUUGCAUUUGUGGGGCACAAUAUUGUCGAGAUUCAGGUGACGACACAUGAGAGGUAUCAUUACAGACUGACACUCAAUCCAAGUGAUGUCUUUCCUCAAAUAUCUGACUCGAAAAAAGGUAAAAGUGAAGCCCACGAUAUGCAUCCUUCGACUUGAUAUACUCACUCCUUCACCUCGUUUCUUCUCAUACAUGGUACUUGCCCAAGGUGAAAUACAUAAAGCUUGACAACCAAAGUAGUACAGUCAUUACAAAGUAUGAGCAUGAAACAUCACUUAUUUGUUUGACUUCUAGA